AUGAGCGUGAUCGACCCCGUUUUCUUUGACAAGAAGUUCAACGUGUCGCGCUACAUGCUGCGGUAUGUGGUCGGGGCCGCAACGGAUGAUCUCCGCGACCAGCAACUUCAGAAGGUACGAAAGUUUCGUGCCAUGGCCGACAAUCAAAUCGACGGAGUGAUCGACCAGAGUUUCGUCAAUUUCAACACAAGUCUCGCUCGCUUCACCACCAUCUCGAACCAGUUACAAGAAACUCGGGACAAAGUGCAAGAAGUUCGAAAACGAACUGCUGAUGGACGGACAAUUCUAGGCUCCAAGACCAAAAAUCUACGCGAAUUGCUACUUCAGAAGUAUGAGGCCAAGAAAGUGAUCGAUAUUAUCGACGAUAUCGAGUGCAUUGAGGCCGCACCAGGGAAGAUCGACGCUCUACUGACCCAACGGAAGUUCCUUGAAGCAGUCGACGAGUUCGCGAGUGCGCUGGAUUUGGUCUUCAGCGAGCAACUCGUGGCUUUCCACGCCACCACUGGACUGCGCAACGAUCUGAUGGAGUGCAAGCAAACCAUCGAAGAUCGAUUGGUGCAGGAGCUCCAAAGAGCUAUUUACCUCAAGGGGGCGUUCGCCAACAUUGCGUCAAGAACGAAUCAGUACUCACUAACAGCGAUUGAGAAUGAGCUCAACAGUGAUGCAUACCUCGACCAAGAGUUCGACAAGCUCAUGCUGAUAAUAUCCAAAGCUGAUGCUGAGGAUCAACACCGAAAAGGCAGAUCAAACAGUGCCGCUGUUGCUCCAUUGCCAACAAAUAAUGGGUUGCGGACUGCUGUAUGCGCUGUUAAAAAACUGCACCGCGAGCGCGAGGCUAUCGGGACGAUCAAGAGUUCCAUCGAGCAUGAGCUGGAUGCAGUGGUUGCGGAACUUUCACGUCUCUGCAGAGGAAUCUUCAACAGCAGCAGCACCACGUCGUUUGCGAACGCGUUCACUGAGGCUACGUUCGGCACGCAUGACCACUCGAGCGACUUCAAUACGUUCUUGCGGUUGCUCUUCACCGUGUUGCGUCGCGUUGCCCAGCGUCACUAUCUCGUCGCCAUUUACUUCGAAGCUGACGGGGAUAAUUGGGACUACGGCAUGUUCGAGAUAAUUACCAGGAUUUCCGGCGUGCUCGAGCGUGUGAUCAGCGAAUAUCUUGGGGGAGCGUCCUCAUCACAGCCAGCGGCGCUUGAUCCAUCGUCAGUAUCCUCUUCAGACAGCGGGGAAUUGUUCAAGUUGAGCCGUAACAAACCAGCAGCCAAGAAUCAGCUAUGUGAGGACAAUCAAAUCGGCUCACCGACCGCAAAACGUCAUCGGCUAGUGUGUGAACCGAGCGUCUUCCACUUGCCUGAGGUGUACCAGGAAUUGGAGCGCAUCGGAAAAGAUCUUCAACAUCUGUUCCGUGCCAGUUCUCGAUCAGGUGUGAGCUCGCCGUCGUCGUCGUUGUCAGGCUUCGCAGCAUUCCUCAACACCUUCAUCACGCAGAAGUGGAUCCCUAAGGUCAAAGCAAAAGCUCAGCACCUCCUGGCCGUCAAGGUGCGGGGUCUGACAACGAUAUGCCGGCUCCCAAUACCUUCAGACACCAGCUACCAACCACCCAGCAUCGACAGUCUGCUUCAUGUCAUCGAAAACCUUCGCGAUAUGAUGAUUAAAAUGCCGACACACGCAUCUGAUCUAGCCAGCGUCCUCGAAGCUUCUGUGCUCAGCUGGCUGGAAGAAUGCGCUGUAAUAGUGCGCGAUAUUCGUGAGCAGACGCUCAAUCACCAGCAGUUGUUAACUAAAAACAUCACCUGCGCAGACCUGGUAGCCAUUUUCCACGAGUACGAAGGAUAUCAACGCGCCAAGCAAGGCAGUCCGAUCCCUUAUCACCACUCGAAAGUGCAGCCAACAGGAUCGACGAGUAGUGGAUCUGGUCCCAACCGGUUGAGCACUGAGGAGAUGAUAGCGGCAAGAGAACUGGAGUUUGAAUGUGAGCUUUACGAUCCAGAUUUCUGGAUGCAAGGUCCCAAUGGUUUACUCAUGGACAACGCGCGAAUUGGGAUGCUCGGCUACGCCAACAGCGCGUGCGAUCUCAUCGCUGUAUACCUCCAACGAGUAGCAGGAGGUACCGAAGGGUCUAACAACACUCCUGCAGCCCCAGCUACCUCACCAGCACUUACCAUGGCGCUACAAGCUGCGAGCUGGCAGUGUAGUGCUCUAGCUGAUGAAUGUCUGUUGUUCCUGCGUCGCGAGGUGCGCCUGCACUGCUGCUACUACCUCACACAGCUCGUCUCGCUGCGAUUUGACCUGGAAGAAGGCCAGCCGACCAUGGCCCAAGACAGCGUACUGACGCUCAACUUGGACCUCUCAUCGAUCGAGAACGCACUGCAGCCGUACUUGGCGAGCGACAAGAUGACGCUUGUUUUCAAUGGAGUGGAUUCGCUGCUGUCCCGACUGCUGAUCGGCAAUCUUGCUCAGAUGACUGACUGUACAUUUACUCGUGGAGGUGUCCAGCAGAUGCUGCUCAACAUCGGGGCUCUUCGUCAAGGGCUCACGGGCACGUUGUACUCGUAUCCUCGCGAUGCUGUUGAACUUGUCGGAGAUGCAACUUGA
Molecule: messenger RNA, 2595 nt
Organism: Phytophthora nicotianae INRA-310
Lineage: Eukaryota; Oomycota; Peronosporomycetes; Peronosporales; Peronosporaceae
Exons: 5
Coding region: 1-2595 (864 amino acids)
Biological process (GO): exocytosis; Golgi to plasma membrane transport
Cellular component (GO): exocyst
Source: RefSeq, a predicted model, not a curated record